Mustela erminea (ermine) is the source of this 3958-nucleotide messenger RNA. It is a transcript of the gene TACR2, whose product is annotated as tachykinin receptor 2. Bases 555 to 1655 code for a protein of 366 amino acids. The transcript is spliced from 5 exons. NCBI's taxonomy places the organism in Eukaryota, Metazoa, Chordata, Mammalia, Carnivora, Mustelidae. Gene Ontology annotation, molecular function: substance K receptor activity. Gene Ontology annotation, cellular component: sperm midpiece; plasma membrane. The record is from RefSeq and is a predicted model, not a curated record. Gene Ontology annotation, biological process: G protein-coupled receptor signaling pathway; positive regulation of flagellated sperm motility.
UGUCCCCGACCGCAGGCCAGCCUGCUCCCCAAAGCCUGGAGGAAAGCCCGCUGUGCUGUUGACCCGUGGAAUCCAAAGGCUGCUGCUGUGUGCUCAUCUGAUCCAGAACGUUUCCAAAAUGGAGGAGCCUGGGUUGGAGUCCUGGUUUGUCACCCACUUACUGAAUGAGCUGGGCUGGGGACGUCCCCUCUUGGAAUCUGUCCUUCGUUUCUGCAGGAAAGUAGUUGAUUGAUGAUUGACAAGGAUGUUCCCUGCUCUGAAACUGUGUCUUGGAUUCUAGAUUUCCAUGGGACAUCUGAGAAGUCUGGCCAGGACAUGGGAGUCUGAAGGGUGAACGGCUCUGGACCCGAUGCUCUGCUCAGCCCAGCUUGUCUUCACUUGAAGCUUGGGAGUGACCCCUGUCUCCCCAAGUGCCUGGCUUUGCACCUACUCCUCUCUCCCCCCACAUACUCCCGCAGCCAAGAGGAUUUCUCUUCCGUAGCACAUCCAGGCAGGGCACCAGGACUCAGGAGGAGAGAGGAGGCAGGCCACUUGUCCCAGACCCAGGGGCAGCCAUGGGGGCCCAUGGCAUUGUGACUGACGCCAACAUCUCGUCCAGCCUUGAGAGCAACACCACGGGCGUCACAGCCUUCUCCAUGCCCAGCUGGCAGCUGGCACUGUGGGCCACCGCCUACUUGGCCCUGGUGUUGGUGGCCGUGACGGGCAAUGCCACAGUCAUCUGGAUCAUCCUGGCCCAUCAGAGAAUGCGCACAGUCACCAAUUACUUCAUUGUCAACCUGGCCCUGGCUGACCUGUGCAUGGCCACCUUCAACGCCCCCUUCAAUUUCGUCUACGCCAGCCACAACAUCUGGUACUUUGGCCGAGCUUUCUGCUACUUCCAGAACCUCUUCCCCAUCAUGGCCAUGUUCGUCAGCAUCUACUCUAUGACCGCUAUCGCCGCUGAAAGGUACGUGGCCAUUGUCCACCCCUUCCAGCCACGGCUCUCAGCCCUGGGCACCAGAGCGGUGAUUGCUGGCAUCUGGCUCCUGGCCCUGGCCCUCGCUUUCCCCCAGUGCUUCUACUCCACCAUCACCAUGGACCGAGGCGCCACCAAGUGUGUCGUGGUCUGGCCAGAGGACAACGGCCGCAAGACGCUCCUUUUGUACCACCUCACGGUGAUCGUCCUUAUCUACGUGCUGCCUCUCGUGGUGAUGCUCCUCACCUACAGUGUCAUCGGCCUCAAGCUCUGGAGACGCGAGGUUCCCAAGCACCAAAUGCACGGCGCCGGCCUGCGCCACCUGCGGGCCAAGAGGAAGUUUGUGAAGACCAUGGUGCUGGUGGUGGUGACGUUUGCUAUCUGCUGGCUUCCCUACCACUUCUACUUCAUCCUGGGCAACUUCCAAGAGGACAUCUACUACCACAAGUUCAUCCAGCAGGUGUACCUGACGCUCUUCUGGCUGGCCAUGAGCUCCACCAUGUACAAUCCCAUCAUUUACUGUUGCCUCAACCACCGGUUUCGCUCUGGAUUCCGGCUUGCUUUCCGCUGCUGCCCGUGGGUCACACCCAUUAAGGAGGAUAAGCUUGAGCUGACCCACACUCCAUCCCUUUCCAUGAGGGCCAACCGGUGUCACACUAAAGAGACUUUUUUCAUGGCCGGGGAUACUGCCCCCUCUUAGGCUACCAAUGGGCAGGCCAGGGGUCCCCAACAUGGGGUACCUGCUGAACCCUGAAGCCUUGUGCCUGGCACCCUUGGAGAAGUAGCCAGUGGAGAGGUCCAGUCUGAAAAUCUGACCCAUCCUCCAGCCUUCAGUACACCCGCGGAAAAACAAGAUGGGCCAGGAGCGUGGCAAGUAGAUGCGAACUCUAAGAGGGCCCAGCCCCCUCUCUGAUGGGGCUUCACAUCAGCCAGUAACAGUACAGGAAGACAGUGUCAGCGAACAGUUAUCUAAUCCAGGAGUUACAAGCUCAGACGCCUUCCUGGGGCAUACAACUCAAGGAGUGACUUCCAGCGCUGGGGUAACAGGGAACGGUACGAAGUGGAGGGCGUACGCAUCUAAAGGGGACAGCAGCUGACCACCUCUGGACAAAGGUUGUCAUGAGGUAAUGGGCACCCACUGUUGCUAGAUCUUCCGGAUCCUUCCAGACACACCAGAAAUCCAAAUCUGUGAGCCUUCCAGACUUGUUACAUUUGGCUCACAUUUGUAUAAUUAUUGGUAAAACCAAACAGAACACAGCUGUGGACAGCACCCAGCCAUGAUACUGAUUUAGUAUUAGGCCAAAGACACGGGGAGGGAGCGGCUUAUUUUGGAAAGCUGUGAGUUAACCUGGGGCUUCUCUGCGUGGGCAUCUGAACUCAGACCCAGCUCAGUGUAGACGGUGGAUAAAGAGUCAAAAGGAGUCUCGGUUGUGUUGCCUGGGACAAGUCACUCUGAUUCUCCGCCUCUUCUACUCCCAGGGGCAAAACUGCCUCACAGGGAUGCUGUGAGGAAGACUGAAGUGAGGCCUGUAAACUAGCGUGGAGUGCUGAAGGCGUGAAUUUUAUCCCCACCAAGCCAGCCAUGCUACACAGAUGCCUCCAGGGCGCAAGCAGCAGUGGUCCCCCUCACUCCAGCAGCAAGAAGAUGGCGGGCAGGAAGCGACUCCAGCAGAGCUCCAGGCCUGGCCCGGUGCACCCCAAAGACACACUUCUCCCCACUUGCCGCCUCACCUUGCACGCCCCAUUGCCCCUUCAGAAGAACCACGUGACACUGUAAAUGCACAGCAAGAGAGUUUAAUGCUAGGUGCGCCCACCCCCCCCUCAGAGAUCACCGUGCCCAAUAAAGGGACUCUGGCCUUAAACCGCACAGGACAUGGGAAGUGGGCUGAUGUGGGAUCCACUGGCGGGCUGUGGGGUGGGAGAGGGACAAAAGGGUCAGGGGAGGCACAGUUUCCUACAGAAGGGAUUCAUUCGAAGGGGAGAGGAGGACAGUGCAGACAACCUGCUCCCUGGGCUGCCUGAGACUUCAUCCGCCUUAGAGCGGGGGUCUACACCCUCUGGUCCCUUGGGAGUUGGCAGAAGGUGAUGAAGGGUGGUGUCUACCUGGGGAGAGCCAGUGCCCACUCUCCUCUCAUUAAACCCAAACAGCCCCUGGGAGCCCAGAGGCCCCCCACCACUUUACCUUCUUAAAGGUGCAGGGGUGGGACCCGGGGGCUACAGCAGGGAACUGGCCAGGCGGGGGCUGGAAAACAAGGGAAGACGCUAGCUUGCUGACACUCUGCAGAGAACAGAGAAGUUACAGUACUCAACGAAGGCCAGGGGCUGAAGCACUCCCCCCCAAGCCUCCCAACCCAGGACCCCCAAAGGGCUCAGUUUCCUUGGCAUCCUCGCACGGCCUCCCCACCUCCAGCCAGCAAGCAUCACUCAGGGUCUUUGAAUUGGUACAAAGUUUACUAGGUCAUACAACAUGGCUCACAAAAGCAAUGGGGAAUUUCCAAGGAGGGCACUGUUUGUUGGUUUCGUUCCUUUUACCCAAAUGGAGACAAGACACUUUCCCGCAGAACUGCCCACCUCCCCUCGCACCCCCAAGACAGACAGAAGGCGAGACUGUCACAGCGUGGCUCUGACCAGUUCCACGGACACACGAUUCAGUGGCAUGGAUACGUCGCGAUGGGAACCUCGGGACGCCAGACAGCAGUGGGGGCUGGGGCGGGAGGAAGCCGCUCGGAUGCCCCUGGGAGGAGGAGUCCCGGCAGUGUCUGCUGGUGAGAAUACAUUUCCCACGGGGGAUGAGUCCCCAAGGACGGGCUGUGGAGGCCCAGAAGGCCUGUCAGAUGGCGUGACUUUUCAUCUUGGGCCAAUAAAUAACUCUGUCGGACGAAUGCAGAAACCGGAAAUGGGCGCCACUAAACUUCACACGUGGGGAGCGGACGACCGGGCUGAAAUCGGAUCAUGCAGAGUGGCAGGGUGGGUGAGGAGGGGGCCGGAGUGGGGAGAGAUUAU